This is a messenger RNA of Dioscorea cayenensis subsp. rotundata (Guinea yam), 2075 nucleotides long. RefSeq lists its product as uncharacterized. The transcript has a single exon. The record is from RefSeq and is a predicted model, not a curated record. Bases 1513 to 2013 code for a protein of 166 amino acids. Lineage: Eukaryota; Viridiplantae; Streptophyta; Magnoliopsida; Dioscoreales; Dioscoreaceae.
GGAAUCCAUGCAUUCUCCUGCGCUAGCUCCAACCCCACAUCACAGGUCACACCUCCAUCUCUUUGUCGGAAGGUUUAGUGUUUGUUCUUUUGCUUUAGCCCUUCCUAAAAUUAAUAAUUCAUAAUAACUUGGUCAACAUGACUAUGUCAAAACAAUUAAACAAUACAAAAUCUUGCUGUUUUGUAAACAAACCUCCUCCCAUGCUUAGGCCUAUGUCCUAUAUAAUAAAUAUGCCACGUAGUUAUCCUGUUAUUAAUGACGAUGAAAAUAAUACAAUAAUAAUAAUAAUAACAACAAGAAGAUCCAAUGCUGUGUCUAUAGAGCUCAGCAAUCAUUCAACUACUCUUUGAGGCCUCCAUCAUCACCAGCACCAAUGCAAUGCAUUGCAUUGUGAAUCCCUCUCUCCUCUCCUCUCCUCUCCUCUCCUCAGUAGCCAGUCCUCAUGCAUGUAUUUGACAAAGCCGAUGAUUAAUGUCCGGAAAGAAAGAACAAAAGAAUAUAUUCAUUAUAUAUUCUCCCCAUCCAUAAAUCAAUAAAUCAUAAAUCAACAAAUCAAUAAAUCAUGAAUCAUGAUCAGAUUGGUGAUAUCAUCCUAUUGAUCACUGUGUGUGGCACUGGUGGUAAAUGUACGAUAGAUAGCAUGGAUUGCACAAUCACUAGACUUGACAACCAUCCUAUCCAAUCCAGUUACCUCAAUCAACACCUUAGCUGGCUCUCAAGGACUAUCAACUCCACACUCCACUCCACUGCUUUAAAUAAAUAUUCUUUCUUUCCAUGUCUAAUCUCUGCCGAAUUCCCACAUCUAAUAAUUUUUUGUCUGUAAAUUAAGUUUCACUUUUUUUUUUUUUUAACCCUCUAAUUUAGGAAAUCAGCUAACUAUAUAUAUAUAUAUAUAUAUAUAUAUUUUAAUCUGCUAAUGAAGCAUCAUCCCCUUGUUUAGAGAAGUUGUUUAUUACUUGAUAUUGCCUUUUAACCAAGUGCAAGACCAUUAUUGACCUCCAGUUAUAUCAAAAUAUUUAUUUUAAUCUUUAUAUUAAUUUUUUUUUAACUAUAUAAACAUAUCUAUACGGACCAGAACAAACCUUUAGCUAUUAUUCAAGAAAAAAAUCAUUUAUGAAUUUUAAAACUUUUUUUUUCAAUUGUGAAAGAAAAAAAAUUAACAAAUACUUCCAUAAUUAAUUAAUUAAAACAGCAGUGAGGCUGUGAAUCUUGGAAAAUCCAAAGGCGACUGCAGGGAUCUCAGACCAACACACAGAUGCAAGCUGUCUGCAACCACUUCCAGGCUGCCAUAUUUCCCUACGGUCCUACCCCUUACUACCCCUCACUAAACGACAAAAACAAGACGCGUCAUACCCUAUUCCUCACUUUUUCCUUUCCAUUUUAUUCUUAUAUAAAUACCCCAUCCCACCAUCGCCUUAUUUUUUCAAUAUUAUUUUUUUUUAAAAAAAAAUAUUAAUAAAAAAAAUAGCAAAUAAAAAGACUCACUUGGAUCCAACCGGCAACCCGCCGGCAAUGGGGAUCUGCCAGUCAUGCGACGUCACGGCGGCGGCGGCGGCUGUUCCGACGAUGUCCAUGACCGCCAAGGUUGUCCUCCAGGACGGCAAGCUCGAAGAGUAUACCCGCCCUGUAACCGUCUCUCACAUCCUCAACAAGUCCCCCUCCUCCUUCAUCUGCAACUCCGACGAUAUGGAGCUCGGCGAUUUCCUCUCCGCACUCUCCGCCGACGACGAGCUGCAUCCGGGUCAGCUCUACUUUCUCCUUCCUGUCUCCAUGCUCCGCCGCCGUCUCCAGCCUGAGGACAUGGCUGCCCUCGCCGUCCGCGCUAGCUCCGCUCUCAUGAACAGUUGCCGUUAUCCCGUCUGGCUACCCGCCGCCUCUUGCCCGGCCAGUGCUAGCCCUCUCGCCGCCGCGCCUCAGCGGAAGCGAGAUAGGAGACGAAGGUCCAGCGGUGGCCGGAGCUUUGCCUCUAGUCUUAGUUCCAUCCCGGAGUGGGAUCCCGAUCCACCCUCUUGACAUCAUCAUUAUCAUCAUCGAGAUGACCAUGAAAUCAUCGGAAACUCUGAAAACUCUUUCCU